Periophthalmus magnuspinnatus is the source of this 1233-nucleotide messenger RNA. It is a transcript of the gene nr2e3, whose product is annotated as nuclear receptor subfamily 2, group E, member 3. Gene Ontology annotation, biological process: positive regulation of transcription by RNA polymerase II; anatomical structure development; negative regulation of transcription by RNA polymerase II. NCBI's taxonomy places the organism in Eukaryota, Metazoa, Chordata, Actinopteri, Gobiiformes, Gobiidae. The record is from RefSeq and is a predicted model, not a curated record. Gene Ontology annotation, molecular function: nuclear receptor activity; zinc ion binding; RNA polymerase II cis-regulatory region sequence-specific DNA binding. The coding region runs from base 1 to 1233 and encodes 410 amino acids. The transcript is spliced from 8 exons.
AUGUCAGUGUCGUCGUCGCCUCAUGAGUCUCCACAAAGUCCCUCAGACAGCUCCUCCACAGGUCCCGGGAAGUCCCUGAGUCCAGUCCUGGUGUGCCGAGUCUGUGGCGACAGCAGCAGUGGGAAACAUUACGGGAUCUACGCUUGUAACGGCUGCAGUGGCUUCUUCAAACGCAGCGUCCGACGAAGACUCAUCUACAGGUGCCAGGCUGGGACCGGGUUGUGUCCUGUGGAUAAAGCUCACAGGAACCAGUGUCAGGCCUGUAGACUCAAGAAGUGUCUGCAGGCGGGAAUGAACAAGGACGCGGUGCAGAAUGAGCGCCAGCCUAGGUCCACGGCUCAGGUACGACUCGAGUCCAUCGACCUGGACCCGGACAAGGAGCACCUGGCCACCACCCGUGAGGUCACUUCCUGUUCCACUUCCUGCUCUUCCUCAUCCACUUCCUCGUCUGUGAUCACAUGGCCCCACAUUACUUCCUCCAUAAGCUCCUCCUCCCAGCGCAGCUUGAGUCCAAACAACCACCGCUUCAUGGCCAGUCUCAUGACCGCAGAAACGUGUGCAAAACUCGAGCCAGAGGACGUGGACGAGAACAUAGAUGUGACGAGUAAUGAACCGGAGCGGGCCUCAGAGUACCACAUGUCGCUGUAUCCCUCCGCCUCAGAGAAUGUGUACGAGACGUCCGCACGGCUCCUCUUUAUGUCUGUGAAGUGGGCCAAGAACCUCCCAGUGUUCUCAAACCUGCCCUUCAGAGACCAGGUGAUUCUGCUGGAGGAGGCGUGGAGUGAGCUCUUCCUGUUAUGUGCGGUACAGUGGUCUCUGCCUCUGGACUCUUGCCCCCUGCUGGCGGUGCCAGACCUGUGCACGUCUCAGGGAAAGUCUGGCCUCAGCGCUCUAGACCUGAGAUUGCUCCAGGAGGUCUACACCCGCUUCAAGAGCCUCACUGUCGACCCCACAGAGUUCGCCUGCCUCAAGGCCACUGUGCUCUUCAAACCAGAGACUCGGGGGCUGAAGGACCCAGAGCAGGUGGAGAACCUCCAGGACCAGUCUCAGGUGAUGCUGGGACAACACACCCGCUCCCACUACCCAAGUCAGCCUGCCAGGUUUGGAAAGCUGCUGCUGCUGUUACCGUCUCUGCGCUUUGUGAGCUCAGACAGAAUCGAACUCCUGUUUUUCCACAGGACCAUUGGAAACACACCCAUGGAGAAACUACUCUGUGACAUGUUCAAAAACUAA